This is a messenger RNA of Ascoidea rubescens DSM 1968, 2547 nucleotides long. RefSeq names its product U3 snoRNA-associated protein UTP13 (gene UTP13). NCBI's taxonomy places the organism in Eukaryota, Fungi, Ascomycota, Saccharomycetes, Ascoideales, Ascoideaceae. The transcript has a single exon. Gene Ontology annotation, cellular component: nucleolus; 90S preribosome; small-subunit processome. The record is from RefSeq and is a predicted model, not a curated record. The coding region runs from base 34 to 2487 and encodes 817 amino acids. Gene Ontology annotation, molecular function: U3 snoRNA binding; protein binding. Gene Ontology annotation, biological process: endonucleolytic cleavage in 5'-ETS of tricistronic rRNA transcript (SSU-rRNA, 5.8S rRNA, LSU-rRNA); endonucleolytic cleavage to generate mature 5'-end of SSU-rRNA from (SSU-rRNA, 5.8S rRNA, LSU-rRNA).
CUCGAGAAUAUACCCAAAGAUAUACUCAAAGAUAUGGACAAAGAUAUGGAUUCGGAAGAUUCUCAAGUAACAUACAUCUCCAGGGACAUUCAUCCAUUUUAUAUGGGUGGUUCUCCAAUUACAUUGUCUUUGAAUGGUAAAUUUCUCAUCACUGCCCUUUUAGAUGAUAUAGUUAUAGUGAACCCAAAGACCAAUAAGAUAAUUGAUCAAGUUGAAGGUGAUGGUGGAUCAAUUACUUGUUUGCAAAUAACUCCUGAUGGUAAAAUGUUGGCUGUUUGCUCAAUAUCUCAACAAUUUCGUUUAUAUGAUCUUGAAAAAAAGAAGUUUGUGAAAAACUUCAAGUUACCUUCUCCAGUAUACACCAUGACAGCAGAUUCGACAUCCACUUUAAUAGUCUGUGGAGGUUCAGAUGGUUCUAUAAACAUCUAUGAUUUGGAUAAUAAAUAUCUAACUCACCAUUUCAAUCACUCUUCAACGAUUUCAUCUUUGUCUAUUUAUAAUUCAGAAAAUAAAAAAACCUGGUUAUUGGCCUCUGGGGAUACUUUGGGCAACAUGAAAGUGUUUGAUUUGAUUAAAAGAAAGCAAAUCUAUUCUUCACAGAGCCAUAAUUCGACGAUUCGUGGUUUGGAUUUUAGCGCAAAUGGUGAUCAUCUAUUAAGUGGUGGAAGAGAUAAAAUUGUUCAAAUUUAUGAAAUCAAUAAUAAAUUUAAAACAAUCAAAACGAUUCCUAGUAAUCAACAAAUUGAAUCUGCAGGGUUUGUUAUUUUAAAUGGAAAUGAAUAUUACUUUACUGCUGGUGAUGAUCCUAUUAUAAAAGUUUGGGACUACAAAAAUGACCUUUUAAUUGGAAAUUCAGUUCAAACAUUAAAAACAAAUGAAGAGUUGAUGAUGAUCCAAGUUUUAAAGGUUUCUUCUAACUUAGAUGAUGGAAAUACAACCACAGAUAAGCUAUUUGCCAACAUAAGUGAUCAAACUAUUAUUGAAUUUGAUUUAACCGACAUUGUAACAUUAAACAACACGGAUAAAUUUUUAUUGAAACAUGAUAGAACACUUGCAGGUAAUCAUGGUAUAAUAUCUGAUUUAAGAUUUGUUUCACCAAAUAAAAACUUGUUGGCAUUAGCCACAAACUCACCUUCAUUAAGAGUGAUAAAUCCUUAUGAAAAUCAAUUCGAAGUUCAAAUAUUAGAGAGUCAUAAGGAUCUAUUGAAUUCAUUAGAUUCUACCAAUGAUGGAUUGUGGAUUGCAACAACUAGUAAAGAUCACAAAGCUAAGAUAUGGAAGUAUUCCACAAAAGUUAAUUCCUUUAAACUAUUUGCUACAUUUUCUGGACACUCAAGUUCUGUGACCUGUGUGACAAUAAAUAAAAAAUAUUCUACUCAGCCAAAUUUUAUAAUAACAGGUUCUGAUGAUUUAACAAUCAAAAAAUGGAAAAUUCCUGUACUAAACGAUGACACUGAUUUUGAUAAUAGCAGUUUCACGCCAUUCAAAGUUUCAACAUCUGUCUACACUAGACGAGCUCAUGAAAAGGAUAUUAAUAGUAUUGAUAUGUCUCCAAAUAAUGAAUGUUUUGCUACAGCGGGUUUUGAUAAAGUUGCGAAAAUAUGGAAUACUGAAUCGGGUGAAAUUAUGGGUGUUUUAAAAGGUCAUAAAAGAGGAUUAUGGGAUAUAAGAUUUUCAUUAUUUGAUAAAACAGUUGCAACUUGCAGUAUUGAUAAAACCAUUAAAGUAUGGUCCGUUGAAACAUUUACUUGUUUGAAAACUUUUGAAGGACAUUCAAAUUCAAUUCAAAAAAUUCAAUUUCUUAGAAGUGACACUUGGAUUGUUUCUGUCGGUGCCGAUGCUCUUGUCAAGAUUUGGGAUGUUAAAUCAGGAGAGUGUUUAAAAACAUUAGAUAAUCACAAUAACAGAAUUUGGGCUUUAACAGUAAAAGACGAUGGUGAUUUAAUUGUUUCAGCUGAUGCAGAUGGUAAUAUCAGCAUUUGGGAAGAUAAAACUAAAGAGACAAUAGCAGAGGCCAAUGAAAGGAAAAAACAGAAGAUAGAACUAGAGCAGUCAUUGAAGAACCAUAUUUUCAGGAAAGAUUGGAUUAAUGCCUUUUUGUUGGCCCUAAAAUUAGAUCACCCAAUGAGAUUAUACAAUGUUAUUAAUCAAUGUAUAAUUUCAAAUGACGAUCCUGAUAGUGUUUUGGGGUCAUAUAAGUUGGAAGAAUGUAUUAAAAAACUAACUGAAGAGCAGAUUUUGCUUUUGUUUAAAAGAAUCAGAAAUUGGAAUGUCAAUUCAAGACAUUUUGAAAUAGCACAAAAAAUUAUAAAAUGCAUAUUGAACAAUCAUCAUGCUGAUAAACUAGUUGAAAUUCCUGGGUUAAAGAAUUUGCUCGAGAGUAUUUUGCCUUAUUCAGAACGUCAUUAUUCUAGAAUCAACGAUCUAAUUGAUCAAAGUUAUCUUCUCGAUUAUACAAUAAAACAGAUAGACACUGUUUCUAUAUAGUUGAUAUAAUAUAAUAGAUAAUUCUAGGCCCCGGCGCGAAGUGCGCGAGUGAAAGGGAGU